Molecule: messenger RNA, 1845 nt
Organism: Cucumis melo (muskmelon)
Lineage: Eukaryota; Viridiplantae; Streptophyta; Magnoliopsida; Cucurbitales; Cucurbitaceae
Product: thioredoxin-like fold domain-containing protein MRL7, chloroplastic
Exons: 5
Coding region: 417-1559 (380 amino acids)
Biological process (GO): regulation of DNA-templated transcription; chloroplast organization
Cellular component (GO): chloroplast stroma
Source: RefSeq, a predicted model, not a curated record
AUAUUGGAUUGGAAUUUGUUCUCAUAAACCCUCCAUUGAAUCUCUCGUCAUUUCAUAAACCCCAGUAUCUUCAUCUUCAUUCUUCAUUCUUCAUUCUUCUCUCUAUCUCGAUAAUUUAGACCAGGGAGCUCCAAACUCCAUCACGCAGAGCAUUUUCCCUGUUUUCUAUUGGCAACCAGUUAUGGUAUUGACAUAAAGUGGACAUGUAAGCUUAAGAGGAGACUUGAGUUGAAGUAUUCAGUUAAGUCAUGGUCUAACUGCAGAGUAAUGGCCUGAUAAUGGGACAUUUGUGAGUGUCUUUGUUUUUGUUUAGCUUUGAUAUGGAUUUUGGUCUCAUAUGCCAUUCCAAACAUCCAUCCCCUGUUGCUCCAUGUGCUUAACAGGCUUCAAUCUGUGCUAGUCUGGAAACAGAGAAAAUGUUGAUUCUCCAAGCCUCUUUCAUCUCAAUGACGGUUUCACCUCAAUAUGUACUUCAUAAUGCUUCUACUUUGCGUCGAUUCUUAACAGUUCCUACUGAAUAUCAAACUUUUAAGCCUUCUUGUUAUUUUAGAUAUCAUUCAGCCAGUAUUUUGCCGAAUCUUGUACACCAUAGAAACGGCCGAAAACUUCCUUGCUUUGCCGUUUCGUCUAAGUCUAAUUCAGAACAUGAUCCUGAACCUAGUGCUGAUUCUAAAGUAAAACCAAAAUCAAGAAGUCGCAUUAAGAGAAGCAAAGCUUCUUCUGGAAAGGAGGAAGAAAAUGGUGCUGGGAUCUUUCCAACAACAAUCCCAAGGAAGCCUCGGCGUGGUCGUAGAAGUGAAGCUGCAGCUCUUGAAGAUUAUGUUCGCAACACACUUGAACAAACAUUUGCAUCCAUUCGACAGCAGAAUGCAGAAGUAAUGGAAAACAAGGGAAAUGUAUUCAAGGAAAAGGUUGAUAACGAGGUUGAAUCUGAAAGUAGUGAUGAUGAAGAGGAUGAGGACGAAGAGGAGGACGUAGAACAAAAUGAUGGAGCUGGAAGAAAUAAGAAGAAGAAGAUGGUGGUAGAGGAAGAAGAUCCAAAUUGGCCCCUGGAUGCUGAUGUCGGAUGGGGAGUUCGAGCCUCGGAGUAUUUUGAACAGUACCCUAUCAAGAAUGUAGUUGGAGACGAUGGUGUCAAAAUUGACUGGGAAGGGGAAAUUGAUGACAAUUGGGUGCAGGAAAUCAACUGUUUGGAGUGGGAGAGCUUUGCUUUUCAUCCUAGUCCACUUGUUGUUCUUGUUUUUGAAAGAUAUAACAGGGCAACUGAUAAUUGGAAAACCUUGAAAGAACUUGAGAAAGCACUGCAAGUGUACUGGAAUGCAAAGGAUCGAUUACCACCCCGGUCGGUUAAGAUCGACAUCAAUAUCGAGCGCGACCUAGCCUAUGCUUUGAAAGUUAGAGAAUGCCCUCAAAUUUUAUUUUUAAGAGGAAACAAGGUCUUAUACAGAGAAAAAGACUUUCGAACGGCAGAUGAAUUGGUUCAGAUGAUUGCAUUUUUCUAUUACAAAGCGAAGAAGCCUUUAUGGAUCAAUGAUAAAGCUUUAUCUCGACCCUUUUGAGCUCAAAUUUCAUCCUCCUAUUUGGACAUACACCCAAGGUCAGAGGGUGUCAACGUAGGUAUGAUCUCAACCAACAAAAUAGUUUUCGAAUACUAUACUGGAGUUUGAGUUGGUUCAAAUGCAAACAUGUUUUGAGUUUAAAAUCAACAUGUGAUAUAGCUCUAGCAAGUCGAGUUUUAGCGUUUUCCCCUUUGACUACAUAACUUUGUAUGAGUUGUAUGUUUAAAUUUUUUUGUUCUGUAAUGUAAUAUUGUGGAAGAUUAAUCUCAAGCUACUGUUUGCUGAA